AUGUAUCUAUCAGCUGACAAAAGAUUUAGAAGUAAAAAUUGCUUCAAGAUUGAACAAAAACAUCAAACAAAGGUGGCAUUGAAGGUUUCAUUUGUUACUACACUACAGGGAAACAAUGGCAUAUUCAAGUUCAGCAACGAGCUGGAGAAGUGCGACAAGGCCAAGGCGGCCAGCUCCUCCGCCGACUUCCUCGGUGCCGUCUCCAAGUACGGCAAGCUCGACUCCACCCAGGGUGUCGGCAAGUACGUCGACCAAGCCGAGGGCUACCUCCGCCAGUACGGCGCCCCCGCUGAAGACAAACCCGCGGCCGAGACUGAAAUUCCUUCGGGCGGCGACGUGAAGAAGCCGGAGGAGAGCGGCGAGGUUGGGGACUAUGCGAAGAAGGCGGAGGAGCUACUCGGCGGAACCGGUGAGAAGAGCGGGGCGGAGGGUUUGUUGAAGGCUGCCGGCUAG
Salvia splendens (bonfire salvia) is the source of this 453-nucleotide messenger RNA. Its product is annotated as nodulin-related protein 1. Gene Ontology annotation, biological process: response to heat; regulation of abscisic acid biosynthetic process. The record is from RefSeq and is a predicted model, not a curated record. NCBI's taxonomy places the organism in Eukaryota, Viridiplantae, Streptophyta, Magnoliopsida, Lamiales, Lamiaceae. The transcript has 3 exons. The coding region runs from base 1 to 453 and encodes 150 amino acids.